ACGUAUGUUCCCCACCGUGCGCGUUAGCUUUUCAGGCCCUCUGCGUCAGAUACAACCACCCGACCGUUAUGCUGUGGUGUUGGAUGUUGUGCCGAUGGAUUCACGCCGCUAUCGAUAUGCUUAUCAUCGCUCAUCGUGGCUGGUCGCGGGCAAAGCGGAUCCACCGCCUCCAGCGCGGCUUUAUCCACAUCCCGAUUGUCCUAUAAGCGUGGAGGCGCUGAGAAAGCAAGUGGUUUCCUUCGAGAAGGUGAAAUUGACAAAUAAUGAAAUGGAUAAAAAUGGGCAGAUCGUACUGAACUCCAUGCACCGUUAUCAGCCGCGCGUACAUCUAGUGCGGCUCGCUCAUGGGCAGAAUAUACCCAACAACCCGAAGGACCUGCAGGAACUGGACCACAAAACUUUUGUUUUUCCGGAGACG
Bactrocera oleae (olive fruit fly) is the source of this 418-nucleotide messenger RNA. NCBI's taxonomy places the organism in Eukaryota, Metazoa, Arthropoda, Insecta, Diptera, Tephritidae. The record is from RefSeq and is a predicted model, not a curated record.